CCAACACCCGGAGCUGUCACCAACAAUGUCACCAACACCGUCACCAACACCCAGGGGGUCCCCAACACCCAUAGAUGUCACCAACAGUGUCACCAACACCCAUAGAUGUCACCAACACCGUCACCAACAGCCAGAAGUGUCACCAAUAAAGCCUACAGGAUCCCCAACACCCAGAGCUGUCACCAACAAUGUCACCAACACCCAGAGAUGUCACCAACAAUGUCACCAACACCGUCACCAACACCCAUAGAUGUCACCAACAGUGUCACCAACACCCAUAGAUGUCACCAACACCGUCACCAACACCCAGAAGUGUCACCAAUAAAGCCUACAGGAUCCCCAACACCCAGAGCUGUCACCAACAAUGUCACCAACACCCGGAGAUGUCACCACCAACACCCCCAGUGUCCCCAACAGCCGGAGCUGUCACCAACAGUGUCACCAACACCCAUAGAUGUCACCAACACCGUCACCAACACCGUCACCAACACCCAGGGGGUCCCCAACACCCGGAGCUGUCACCAACAGUGUCACCAACAGCCAGAAGUGUCACCACCAACACCCCCAGUGUCCCCAACACCCGGAGCUGUCACCAACAGUGUCACCAACACCCAGAGCUGUCACCAACACCGUCACCAACAGUGUCCCCAACACCUGAAGCCACCCUGGAUGUUGUCACUGUCCCCAACACCCGGAGCUGUCACCAACAAUGUCCCCAACAGCGUCCCCAACACCUGGACCUGUCCCCAGCACCUGAAGCCACCCUGGAUGUUGUCACCGUCCCCAACACCCGGAGCUGUCACCAACAAUGUCACCAACACCGUCCCCAACACCUGGACCUGUCCCCAACUCCUGGAGCCACCGUCAGCAUUGUCACCGUCCCCAACACCUGGACUUGUCCCCAACACCUGAAGCCACCCUGGAUGUUGUCACCGUCCCCAACACCCGGAGCUGUGAUUGUCCCCAUAUUGCCCCAC
This is a messenger RNA of Lagopus leucura (white-tailed ptarmigan), 977 nucleotides long. RefSeq lists its product as uncharacterized. Lineage: Eukaryota; Metazoa; Chordata; Aves; Galliformes; Phasianidae. The transcript is spliced from 5 exons. The coding region runs from base 106 to 912 and encodes 268 amino acids. The record is from RefSeq and is a predicted model, not a curated record.